AUUGACAGUGGGGCCCACAAGUGACCGGAAUAUACUCACCGGCGACCCCUACCAACUUACUCUCCGUCACUUUUCCCGAAAACUAUAUAUACUCCUCAUAAUUUCUCUGUCGCAGCUACCCUUUCCCCUUUCUCUUUCUCUCUCUAAAACCCCCAAUUCAAUCUCGUUUUUUUCUUCCAAAAUGGUCAAAAUUCACUCCUCAAUUUUGACUUUUGCAGAUCAAAACUCACAAUUUCGGUAGUACCAACAAUGAAUUGGAUUUUGCUACAAAAAUAAUGAGAUCGUCAAGCUGCAGUGGUGGUGGUUCAUUUCAUCUGGAGAAAGUCCUUUGUAGAUGACAACUGUACCAUAAACGGUUCAAAACCAGCUUUCUGGAACACGCUAUCUGACGAGGGCUUCUACAGGCAAGCUGGUCAACUGACGAGUCCACAUAACGAAGAAGCAUAUGUUGACCAUGAUACGACCUCUGCGCCAGAGGCUAAGCAACGGAAGUCUGCGAAAGCAGCUAGAAGUAAUGGCAACAGUUCUAGAAGAUCACGAGCAGCACACAUGGAAGCUUCUUUAAAUGUAACAGAAAUAGUCGACGUGAAUAAUCUACCCGAGGAGCUCGGUUCUUGUCCUGAAAAGUACAACAUUGCAGAUAAGACACAUGCCGCUAAGCGGAAGACAUCGGUCUCCGGGAAACGAAGUGAAAAAAGAAAUGGCAAACUUUCUAAGAGCAAAUGCGAUAUUUUUUCGAUAAAAGCUGGUUUGUCAAGCUUUCGUUCAUCUGCUGGUGGAAAUAGCGUUCUCGGAAUAUAUGGUUCGAAACGUGAUAUCUGUGAUUUUGCAAAGCAUGUAGAUGAGGUAUCAUUGAAUGAGCUUCUUGAUGGUAGUUACAAGUGUCCCGACUCCAUCAAAGUCAAAGAACAGUCAACAGAAGGUUUAAACGGAAGUUUUUUGUUAUCGGUUAGAGAAGCUUGCUCGGUUCUUCACCUCCAAAAGCCUGCUCAAACCCCAGCAGACUCAUCUCCUUCUAACAAGUACACAGUGGAGGUAGUUUACCAACAUUUCCUUGGUCACAUGUAUCCGGAGGGCAUUUCAAAGUCAACCCUGAUGCGGUCAAGUCAACACCGAGUAAGAGUACGUGUCAAGGUAGAUGGAUAAAAAUGGGAAAGUUAAUCAUGUCUUUAGGGGACGCUACUACUUAUCUUGCGGAUUUUCAGUCCCUGACGUAUAAUCCGAGCCUCGUUCCGUUAGGAAGCCAACAGCCCAGGCCAACUGAAAACGAUAAAUCUCUUCUGGUAUCGACUUUUGACCGAGGGGUCUUAUCUGCGGUUCAAACACUGUGCGACAUUGCAGCCGUAUUUCGUAAGCAAGGUCAAUACGGGCCUGCCAGCUGGCAAAAGAAAUCUUCCCAGAAACCUAUAAGCGCUAGCAAAUUAACAUCGGAUGAGAAACUUGAAAAGGCAUUAUUCAUCAUCCCAAGUUCACGACCCGUUGGACCCACCAACCUCAUUAACGGUCCAGACAACGCAAAGUCACAUACUCCAAAGAAACUUAAACUAUCGGCCAAUGACCCCAACAAAGGGCGGUACCAUUGGUCACCUGUUACACCUCAGUCAAUCAGAUCUUCAUCGUCUCCAAACAAAUCGUUCAAGAACGCAUCCAUGGAAACAGAAUACCGUGAAAGUAGCAGCAGCCCGUUGAAGAGAUCAAUCACAACCCCACCUGUAAAUUUACCAAAUAAACCUCCAAAACGCAGAAAACUCGUGCCGAUGGAGUGGAAAAGCCGGGGUGACCAAAAGGGUAAUGGAAAGUACUAAAAGCUAUAUUCUUUUUAGGGGCUGUUUGUUUACCUCUUAAUGAGGCUCUUAAUGGUUCAGACCUCUUACUGGUUCAGCAC
Messenger RNA from Helianthus annuus (common sunflower), 1885 nucleotides. RefSeq lists its product as uncharacterized. Lineage: Eukaryota; Viridiplantae; Streptophyta; Magnoliopsida; Asterales; Asteraceae. The record is from RefSeq and is a predicted model, not a curated record. The coding region runs from base 550 to 1146 and encodes 198 amino acids. The transcript is spliced from 5 exons.